Molecule: messenger RNA, 2325 nt
Organism: Dermacentor silvarum
Lineage: Eukaryota; Metazoa; Arthropoda; Arachnida; Ixodida; Ixodidae
Exons: 5
Coding region: 1-2325 (774 amino acids)
Biological process (GO): protein processing
Cellular component (GO): plasma membrane
Molecular function (GO): metalloendopeptidase activity
Source: RefSeq, a predicted model, not a curated record
AUGGUGGCUAUAUGGGACAAUGGCGACGUCAAAGAGGCAGACACCGGAGUCCUUUCUGCUGGCUCGUUUGCGCCCAAGGUGGAACCAGAGCAGGAAUUGCAGACCAAGGGAGAGGACAAGAGCCACGGCGAGCGCCACGGGCACCGCCAGCGAUCACAGCGCCACCGGCAACACGAGCCCGAGAACCAGCAGAAGCAGCAGGAACAGCUGCAGGGACAGCCGCCGGACGAUUUCAAAGGCGCACCGACGCCCUUGCCGGCCGAGAACUCGUCGGGUCUACCUACUGGCCCAUGGGUGCCCUUGCCAGCCGGCUCCUCCACCAUGGACAUGGGUCGCUUGCAGGUAUUGGGCACAGCACACACCGUUAUGACGAGCCGCGCAUCAGGCCUGGCGCUGCUCUCUGCCAUCACGGUAGUGAUGACGGCGCUAAUUGGGGCCGCGUUCCUGGCCUCUGUUACCGCGAUCGGGUCAUCAGCGCGGCGCUGCACGAGCGCCACCUGCGACCGCCACCGCGCCCUACUCGCCGAGUGCAUCAACGCGUCGGUGCAUCCGUGCCGAGACUUCUACGGACACGUCUGUUCGCGGUGGGACGCCGCGAAGGACGGCCCACUCGCCGCCACCAUCCACCAACAGUUCAUGACCAAGGUGGCAACGAGAGCACUCCAUCUGAGCGUGCCACCGGAAGGGCAGACAAUCGUGGAAAAAGCCGCCGGACUGUACCAGUCUUGUGCACGCGUCUACCUUUAUAACGUCAGCCACGCGACAGAGGCGCGAGAUCUGCUGGUCACCUUCGGGGUCCACUGGCCCCAGUUCAGCAACGCAUCGCGCCUUCUACCCAUAUUCCUCUCGAUGUCGGCCGGCUGGAGUUGGGCCAGUGUGCUGGAGUUCGUAGCGACACGCCGAGGGCACAUCACCGUGCGACCUUCGUUAUUCUAUGCGUCGCUGCUGCGACAGAGGCAACUGAUGCUUGAGGGCGAAGCCGAACAGAAGCCCUACAAACAAUACUACGACGCUAUGGUGGCCACCUUCCAAAAAGACGCUAAUGAGACGCUCUCCUACGAUCAGCUGAUUGAGCUAGAGAAGAAAAUAGUGCCCGACCUGACCGCCACGCUCUCUGUUCCAUACUCUAACCCAGUGGAGAAUAUCACCUUGGCGACCGCCGCCAACUUGUCAUCCGAUGUAGUCCCCGUGAGCGAGUGGGAAAAGCAGCUAGGGGCCGCGUUCAACGCUCCCGAACUCGGCCCGUUUACUUUCACCAUCGAGUACUACGAAUUCUUCGAGCACUUCUUCAAGUUGGUGUCGUCCCAGAACGAGAAUGUCAUGGCUUACUACGUCGGCUGGGCUGUCGCGCAAGCGCUCUCCCUGCUCGCGAGUCGGCAGCUGACCGCGCUGUACUUCCUGGGCGACACGUGGGCAGGCAGAGGCCACAUGCUUUUCUGCGCGGACGUCGCGCACAGAUACGUCGGCGUCGCACUGCUCGUGGAACAUCUCCGACACGAGGUGACAGAGGACGUGCUCACCGACGUCCUGAGCGUGGAGUCAGCAACGCAGGCGAUUUUUCGAGAGCGAUUGGCCGGCUCGACGUGGGCCAGCGUGGUGCCGAAGAACGUGCUCGAGGACGAAUGGCUGGAGCAGUCUCUGGAAAUGGUGAAGGUGAACGAGGCCGAAACGUUAGGUGACAUGGAACAGCACAUUCCGGACAUGGGGGAGAACAUCUUCGAGAACAUACGGCUGGUCACCGAGCACAGGCGGUCGGCCAAGGGUAAUACGAGUGCGCUUCACUUCGUGGACACCGUCAACGCACGCAUCUCCACCUAUGACCAUGGGCGAUUCAUGUUGCUUCCCGUCGCCCUGGAGAUGCCGUUCUACGGCGUCGACACGAUUCCAGCGGCGAAGUACGGCAUCCUCGGAAACGAAGUGGCGUAUGCUUUAUCGUCCGUGAUCUUGGACAACGUGAGAACGUACGACAGCAGGCUCCAGCUGACCUUCACCCGCAAGCUGGUCUGUUUCUUCAACAGGCAGGUGCUCCUCAGUCACAUCGAACCACACCAAAUGCAGCUCAUCAAGGGGGUGAUGUCAGUGCGGACGCUGCUGAAGGCGCUAGUCAAUUCGAGCAGCAACGGGAGACCGACCAGGCUUCACGGUUACGAGGCGUUGACGGACACACAGAUGCUCCUGAUAUUCUGGUGCAUCGUGCACUGCGGCAGCCGCGACGGAAGGCGCUUGUGCAACGGCCCGCUCGCCGUGGUCGAAGAGUUCGCGGAGGCCUUUCACUGCGAGCAUGGUGCAGCGAUGCAGAGUGGUAGGAAUUGCGCGGUAAUUUGA